Messenger RNA from Raphanus sativus (radish), 1014 nucleotides. RefSeq names its product VQ motif-containing protein 18-like. NCBI's taxonomy places the organism in Eukaryota, Viridiplantae, Streptophyta, Magnoliopsida, Brassicales, Brassicaceae. The coding region runs from base 81 to 611 and encodes 176 amino acids. The transcript has a single exon. Gene Ontology annotation, cellular component: nucleus. The record is from RefSeq and is a predicted model, not a curated record.
UCAAAUUACACAUCUCGGAAAGAAAAAAAAUCAAAUCUUUUCUCAAUCAUUUAUAGUUUUAUCUUUUGGUGAGAGAAUCCAUGGAGGUUACUCAAUAUAAUCAUUUUAAUGAAGGUUCAAGUUCUAGGGUUUCCAUGAACAAGAACUCACAAGUAAUAUCCAAGAUCAAGCCCAAGAUUCGCAUCAUCCAUAUCUUCGCACCUGAGGUCAUCAAGACCGACGUCAAGAACUUCCGUUCACUUGUUCAAAGUCUAACCGGGAAACCCCCAGCCGGAGAAGCCAAAACCGAUAAGAAGAGAGACAGAUCGAGUAUUCCGACGCCUCAAGAACCGGUUUACGGAGAUCAUCAGCCGGUUAAUAGGCUUACGGGUUUCACUGGUUUAUUAGCAAACGGAGGAGACCAUCAGGUAAAAGAAGAAUGGGGAUCUGGUGAUAGUUCUUCGAACCCAAACACCUACUUUGAUCUAGAGGGUUUGAUUCAAGAUGUAGGAGAAGAUUACUUCUCUUCAUUUCCUAUGAGAUCUUCUUCUUCUCAAGUCGAAGGUUUCAUAUUCAGCAAUAACCACAACACCAACAACAACUUCGAUACAAAAGGUCGCAAUUCGUCAUAGUUAACCAGGGUUAACUUUUAGGGUUUCUCUGACUAUGCAUUCGCAUUGGUUUGAUGAGAUCUUAUCGUUUGAAGCAAGAAAGCUAACGAAGAAAGUCAUGUUUUUGGGAACAAAGGCAUACAAGUUGUAUUUUGAAUUUGAUACAGUGAGAAAUUGAAACUUUUGGUAGACUGACUUUGCCAAGGUUGAGGGAUGUAAUGAAACGUUUGAUUUAUUGUGCAGCCCUUCUCGGAGAAGCGACUGUUUCCAAUUAAGCUGUGGUCGUCGGUCAGAAAACCCUAUUUGUGUGUAACUGCAUUUUAUAUGCUACUAGAUGUGUAAUAAUAAUUCUUUGGUGCGUGUAUGGGAUUUGAUUAUCGCCUGUAUUUUUUGGAAAAUAACUUGUAUGGUACUUAGAAGAUUG